UCCAGAGCCGGAGGCCAUGAACGGGACGGCGACGCCCGAGCCCACGGAGGCAUCGGCCCCGACCCCGCAGCCGCCGCUCGACUGGAGGUUCUCCCAGGUCUUCGGCGAGCGCGGAGCAGGCGAGGACGUCCAGGACGUUGACAUCAUCUCGGCAAUAGAGUUCAAUAAAACAGGACAUCAUCUUGCCACUGGGGACAGAGGGGGACGAGUUGUUUUGUUUGAAAGAACAGAUGCCAAAGAUCAUGUCUCCAGAAAAGAGGCUGAGAAAGCUGAUUAUUCUAUCAGCAGGCAUCCAGAAUUUCGUUACAAAACUGAGUUCCAAAGCCAUGAACCAGAGUUCGAUUACCUUAAAAGCUUGGAAAUUGAAGAGAAGAUUAACAAGAUAAAGUGGUGCCAAGAAACAAAUGGUGCGUCGUUUCUUCUGUCCACAAAUGACAAAACGAUAAAGUUUUGGAAGGUCCAAGAGAAGAAGGUUAAAAAGAUAUGUGAGAUGAAUAUGAACACUUCAAAUGCUCAUGUGAAUGGUGGCCCAAGCACACAUGUUCCAAAUGGUGGCAUUUUAAAGCCUGGUGGACUUGCUUUACUUCGCAUGCCUGUGGUAGUUACAAGCCAAGAAACCAGUCUCGCUGCAAAUUGUCGUAGAGUCUAUGCUCAUGCACACGACUACCACAUCAAUUCCAUUUCAAAUAACAGUGAUGGUGAGACGUUCAUAUCAGCAGAUGAUUUACGGAUAAAUCUUUGGAAUUUGGAAAUCAGCAAUCAAAGUUUCAAUAUUGUUGACGUUAAGCCAACAAACAUGGAGGAUCUCACUGAGGUUAUAACAUCUGCGGAGUUCCAUCCUUCUCACUGUAAUACGUUGGCAUAUAGUAGCUCAAAGGGCUCCAUUCGACUUGUUGACCUGCGGCAAUCAGCUCUUUGUGAUACUCAUUCCAAACUCUUUGAGCAGCAUGAGUCAGCGGGUUCAAGAUCCUUUUUUACUGAGAUUAUAGCCUCAAUUUCAGACAUAAAGUUCUCCAUGGAUGGGAGACAUAUUCUGAGUCGCGACUACAUGACUCUGAAGCUAUGGGAUGUUAAUAUGGAUUCUGGUCCAGUUGCGACGUUCCAGGUUCACGAGUAUUUAAGGCCCAAGUUAUGUGAUUUAUAUGAAAAUGAUUCAAUUUUUGACAAAUUUGAGUGUUGUCAAAGUGGAGAUGGGUUACGAGUAGCAACUGGUUCUUACAGCAACAUUUUUCGUGUGUUCAAUUGUGGUGCUGGUGACAAUGAGGUAACAACGCUUGAAGCAACUCGAAACCCUACAAGGAGGCAGGCCCAGAAUCCUGCACGGCCUGUGAGAUCUAUGACAAGGAAUGUUAGACGAGAGAACACUGGAAUAGAUGCCAAUGGGAAUUCCUACGACUUGAGCACAAAACUGCUCCAUUUGGCAUGGCACCCGGCAGAAAAUCUAAUUGCCUGUGCUGCAGCCAACAGCUUAUACAUGUACUAUGGGUAAACACGGGAAAGGAACAGAGGGACAGUUCUUUUUUGGCAGCUGCUCCUGGCGAGAAGGGUAGUUUUAUCCCUGGUAUGGCAAAUCAGGGAGUUGUUGGAGAUGGUGUAUUUUGAGCCAGUCACAUGGUUUUCUUUUGAGUUCCAUAUAGAGCUGUCCAAGAGUCCAAGAGGAAGUGACUGGAUCAUUCCCGGGAAGCAGCUUGAUUCUGAUUAUUUUUUUUACUGGGGGAAAGGCCUGUCUUUCCCCUAUAGGUUCGUUUAGAUUUAAAGAUAAGAUUCUAGUUGAACAUUUGGGAGGAACACAAACUUUUGGUCAUCUCCAGUAGAUGAUAAGGGGAUGAACUCCCGUUGUGAUGGAAUCAUCGAGCUUGUAAUAUCAAUACAGGGGCAUUGAUUAUUUCUUAUAAUUUCAAUUUCGAAGUGACCAUUCACAU
Messenger RNA from Lolium rigidum, 1922 nucleotides. Its product is annotated as serine/threonine protein phosphatase 2A 55 kDa regulatory subunit B beta isoform-like. The transcript is spliced from 14 exons. Gene Ontology annotation, biological process: peptidyl-serine dephosphorylation. Gene Ontology annotation, cellular component: protein phosphatase type 2A complex; cytosol. Lineage: Eukaryota; Viridiplantae; Streptophyta; Magnoliopsida; Poales; Poaceae. Bases 17 to 1489 code for a protein of 490 amino acids. The record is from RefSeq and is a predicted model, not a curated record. Gene Ontology annotation, molecular function: protein binding; protein phosphatase regulator activity.